GUGAACUUCAUACGGUCAUACCACUAUUACUUACUCACACAUCAUCAAGUACGAAUAAAAUGAAACAGUACAUAAGGACUGUGCUCUUGAAAGUUGGGAUUUCCGGUUGAGACAUUUUGGCGCGGCAAAUGGUGUGGAAAUGAUGUCGAAUCUCUCCUGAAGUCUUGUGUUUCCCUCCUCUAGAUGUACCAGGAUGAAAUCGAGACGUUGCGCGACACGAACGCGACUCUGGCGCGACAGAUGCUGCAGCAGGAGGCUCGGAUGGAGGAGGAGAAGGAGGAGCUGAGGAGGAAGAUGCGGCGGCAGGAUGCCAGGAUGCUGAUGAAGGACAACCAGAUCCUGAAGAUGAAGAGGGCAGUGGACGAACAGAGUCUGGAGAUACAGGAGUAUAAAGAACAGGUUGCGGAGUUAGAGGAGAAGCUAGAGACCAGCAAGGCGAGAUUUGCUGCCAGGGCAGAGAGGUGGAGACAGAAAGUCAACAAGACUGCCGAAGAAGUCUUCACGGACUUCCAGUUGAAAUGUCAAAAGCAGAUCAAGGAACAGCUGCACUACGCCCACGAGGAACUGGCCGACCUCCGCUUUGACCUACAGGACAGCAGGGACGAAGUGGAUCACCUCUUGCAGGAGUUGAUGGUACUGAACCAGGACAUGGCGGAGCUGCAGCGCCUGUUUAGCGCCGACAGGUGGGCAGACGUCAUAAAUUGCGUUGCGUAG
Branchiostoma belcheri (Belcher's lancelet) is the source of this 714-nucleotide messenger RNA. RefSeq lists its product as uncharacterized. The coding region runs from base 184 to 714 and encodes 176 amino acids. The transcript has 3 exons. NCBI's taxonomy places the organism in Eukaryota, Metazoa, Chordata, Leptocardii, Amphioxiformes, Branchiostomatidae. The record is from RefSeq and is a predicted model, not a curated record.